UCCAGCUUUUCGAAUAAGUGCAGGAUUAACAUUUACUGCUCAACUAUUACAUGUGCUAGCAUACUAUUUAGAUGUUAGAAUGCCUUUCAAGAUGAUGUAUAGUGAUUUCUGCAGCAACGAUAUGACCUAUAGCCAAUUUUCACGUCGGGUAGCUAGGCUCAAUUCCAAUGUAUUGUGCCUUUGUGUAUCUCAAGGUGUUUCUUCGGAACUCAUUCAUCCUGUGCAGACUCUUCAAAACAUUAUGCAUUUGUUAAAUGCUGAAAUUAGCGAUAUUGGACGGUAA
Molecule: messenger RNA, 283 nt
Organism: Ctenocephalides felis (cat flea)
Lineage: Eukaryota; Metazoa; Arthropoda; Insecta; Siphonaptera; Pulicidae
Product: beclin 1-associated autophagy-related key regulator-like
Exons: 2
Coding region: 80-283 (67 amino acids)
Biological process (GO): cellular response to starvation; mitophagy; autophagosome assembly
Cellular component (GO): autophagosome; phosphatidylinositol 3-kinase complex, class III; mitochondria-associated endoplasmic reticulum membrane contact site
Source: RefSeq, a predicted model, not a curated record